Oryzias latipes (Japanese medaka) is the source of this 1444-nucleotide messenger RNA. It is a transcript of the gene ctu1, whose product is annotated as cytosolic thiouridylase subunit 1 homolog (S. pombe). The record is from RefSeq and is a predicted model, not a curated record. Gene Ontology annotation, molecular function: tRNA binding. Lineage: Eukaryota; Metazoa; Chordata; Actinopteri; Beloniformes; Adrianichthyidae. Gene Ontology annotation, biological process: tRNA wobble position uridine thiolation. Gene Ontology annotation, cellular component: cytosolic tRNA wobble base thiouridylase complex; mitochondrion.
GAAAACAGGAUUUAUUGAAAGUCUGCGCUUCCACUACAAAAGUAUGGAUAUUCUUAUAUUUUAAGAAGCGAUUUCCCUUUUUAAAAUACCCAAAAGAAACACAUGUUGUUUGAAUAAUGGUAAUACAUAAUUAUUUCAUGUCAAAUUUACUAAUUCGUUUGUCGUAGCUUGCUAGCUUACCUAACUUUUGUCCAUCAGAUCAUGUGGUGCUCUACAGUACCUAACCUACUACGCUAAGAUGCCUGUUUCCUGCAGCAGCUGCGUUGAGAAGCGAGCCAUGUUGAAACGCCCCAAAACUGGCCACUCGCUCUGCAAGGAGUGUUUCUUUAUGGCCUUUGAGGAGGAGGUACAUCAGACCAUAGUCAAUGCAAGUCUCUUCAAAUCUGGUGAAACUGUAGCAAUCGCUGCCUCUGGAGGAAAAGAUUCCACUGUUCUUGCACAUGUCAUGAAGGUCCUGAAUGAGCGAUACAACUAUGGUCUUGAGCUUAUGCUCAUCUCAGUGGAUGAGGGGAUCACAGGUUACAGGGACGACUCUUUGGAGACAGUGAAGAGGAAUCAGCAGCAGUAUGAGCUUCCCCUGAAGAUUGUGUCGUAUGAAGAACUGUAUGGCUGGACUAUGGAUGCUAUAGUAAAGCAGGUGGGACGGAAAAAUAACUGCACGUUCUGUGGGGUGUUCAGAAGACAGGCGCUGGACAGGGGAGCCCUCAUGCUGAAAGUUGAUAAGAUAUGUACAGGUCAUAACGCUGAUGAUGUAGCAGAGACCGUUUUGAUGAACGUCCUGCGAGGGGACAUUGCACGUCUGCGACGCUGCACUACAAUUUCCACAGCCAGUGAGGGUGAAGGUGUUGUGCCACGUUGCAAGCCUCUCAAAUAUGCUUAUGAGAAAGAGAUUGUUCUGUAUGCCUAUUUUAAGAAGUUGGACUACUUUUCCACUGAAUGCAUCUAUUCUCCAAAUGCUUAUCGUGGACAUGCAAGAACCUUUCUGAAGGAUCUAGAAAGUAUAAGGCCCAGCUCCAUUGUAGAUAUCAUCCACUCUGGUGAGAACUUGUCUGUGCGGGAGGGGGUGAAGAUGCCUGUCCAGGGAACUUGCAGCCGCUGUGGCUACAUCUCGAGCCAGGCACUGUGCAAGUCAUGUGUUCUGCUGGAGGGACUGAAUCGAGGCCUGCCAAAGCUGGGAAUAGGCAAGCACCACAGACUGCAUGGGAAGAUCCUGUCCCAGCAGCCCCUGACUGAGAAGGAGGAGAGAAAACUAAAAUCAGUUGAAUCUUAACUUUUAACAAUUUAAGCUUUUUUUUUUAAAUGUAAACUUAAGUUAUGCCCACAACCUGUGUUUGCAACAUGGAAAAAUCUGAUGACUAGUUGGAGAAGGGAGGAAAUAGAACUUUUCUUUUUAAAUGUCACUGGCAUUCUGAUUAUUACGAAUAAAAAAAUGUUUUUACAGAAA